This is a messenger RNA of Durusdinium trenchii, 166 nucleotides long. Lineage: Eukaryota; Dinophyceae; Suessiales; Symbiodiniaceae. The record is from the annotation of a GenBank genome assembly.
GAAGUCUCUGGUCACCCUUCUGGCACUGGCAGGCACGCCAGCACUGGGCCACACCUUCCUGGAGCAGCACAGCCAUCACCUCUCCAGGGACAUCGCCAACCCAGCUCCACCAACACCAGACGCUGGGGCACAGGCUCUGCCGCCCAAGCCCUUCUUUGGAGCACAG